AGCCCCGCCCCCGUAUCGUUUGCCCCGUCGCAGUAUUUUGAUGGAAACGACGGGAAAUGGUCGACGUUUGUUGUGCGCGUAGGCACGCCCGAGCAGAGCUUUCGCGUCCUGCCGUCUACUGUAACCAGCGAGACGUUUCUCCCUCUAGCCGGGGCCUGCAAAGAUAACCAGACUAUAAGCAAGCAAGACUGCGCCUUUUCGCGUGGAGCAGAGAUUUACCAGGGCAGAACAAACAAUGGCUUCCAGGCCAAUCUCUCCAGUACAUGGCAUGAGAUUGGCAUAUACCAGACAGCCACGCGCGAAGAGCUGGGAUACAACGCGUCUGGUCUCUACGGUCUCGACACGCUCGGCCUGAUGAUUGCAAACUCUGGGGGGCCCACCCUGACGAACCAGACCAUUGGCGCAGUCAUAAAUCCACGGCUGUGGGUCGGAUGGCUAGGCAUGGACGUCAAGCCUAGUAACUUUUCCGAUUUCGAAAACCCCCAGCGCAGCCUGAUCAAGACGCUGAAAGACGAGGGCUACAUUCCGAGUCUAAGCUACGGCUACACUGCCGGCGCAUACUACAAAAAGCCAAAUGUAUACGGAAGCCUGACCUACGGCGGCUACGACCAGUCCCGCUUUGUCCCAAACAAUGUCACCUUUCCCUUUGACGCCAACGACAGCCGCAAGCCCAGCCUCAGCAUCCAGAGAAUCGUCACGCAGAACAUGUCGGACAGCAUCGUCAGCCUGCUACCCGACAAGGCCCCCUACACCCUCAUCGACUUUGCGGAGCCCCAGAUCUGGCUGCCGGUAUCUGUAUGCGAUCAAUUCGCCCUGGCGUUCAAUCUGACCUACGACAACAGUACAGACCUGUACCUCGUCGACCCCGCCACCCAUGCAAAGCUCCUAGAAACCAACCCGACAGUGACCUUUGCACUCGGCCAGACUCCCUCUGACCUCUCGGGGACCGUGAACAUCGUCCUCCCUUAUAGUGCCUUUGACCAGCAAGCCUCGUACCCCAUCUACGACACCCCAACAAACUACUUUCCCAUCCGCCGCGCAUACAACGAGUCACAGUAUACCCUCGGCCGCACGUUCUUCCAGGAAGCGUACGUCAGGAUUGACUAUGAACGCAGCAACUUUUCAGUCCACCAGGCGCUGUUUCCGGCCCCCGACGACAAGCAGCAGAUUGUGCCGAUAUCGAGUCCAGACGUAAAAGUAAGGCCGAGGGGGCUUGGAAGGGGGGCAAUAGCCGGGAUCGCCGUGGGGAGUAUCUUGAUGCUGUUAAUUUUAUUGUCUGCCGCGCUCUGCUUUUGCCGCCGGAGAGCAAAGAGAGUCAAGGAG
Molecule: messenger RNA, 1323 nt
Organism: Exserohilum turcica Et28A
Lineage: Eukaryota; Fungi; Ascomycota; Dothideomycetes; Pleosporales; Pleosporaceae
Exons: 3
Biological process (GO): proteolysis
Cellular component (GO): fungal-type vacuole
Molecular function (GO): aspartic-type endopeptidase activity
Source: RefSeq, a predicted model, not a curated record